AUGAGGGAAAUAGUUACCAAGAUAGUCAAAAAGUCAGGACGGUUACCACUAGCUAUUCUCACAAUAGGAGGCAUGCUUGCCACUAGAGAGGUUAGUGAAUGGCAAAGUAUUUACAACCAAAUCCCCUUAGAGCUAGAGAGCAACCGAAGUCUUGAAGCAAUGAGGAGGAUGGUUACCCUAAGUUACAACCACUUGCCUUCUCACCUGAAGUCAUGUUUUCUAUAUUUAAGCAUAUUUCCUGAGGAUUUUGAAAUCCAAAGGAGGCGUGUGGUAGAAAGAUGGAUAGCCGAGGGGUUUGUUAUCGUCAGGGAUGGGCUAAGUGCUGAGGAGGUUGGAAAUAGUUACUUUGAUGAUCUAGUCAACCGAAGCAUGAUUCAGCCAUCAAGAGCGAACAUAGAAGGGGUUGUAAAGAGCUGCCGAGUCCAUGAUAUCGUUCGCGAUGUCAUGAUAGCAAUUUCUAGGGAUGAGAAUUUUGUGUACGUGGCAGGGAAUAAUUUGAGUAGUGUUGUAAAUAAGACCUUCCGCCAUGUAGCAUACCAUGGUAUCAUGUGCCAAAAUAUUGGCAUGGAUUGGAGCCACGUCCGGUCACUAACUGCGUUUGGUGAGAGAUCAUUGGGGCCAUCACCAUUAGUUUGUUCACCUGACAUGCGAAUGCUCCGGGCCUUGGAUCUAGAGAAUGCACAGUUUCAAGUCACACAAAAGGAUAUCAGCAACAUAGGAUUGUUUCGCAACCUGAAGUAUCUGAAUUUUUCUUACCCAUAUUCACAUAUUUAUAAACUUCCUAGAUCUAUAGGGAGAUUACAAGGCUUGCGCACUUUGAACAUUAGAGACAGUUAUAUAACAGAAUUGCCAAUUGAGAUUUGUAAACUCAAGAGUCUGCACAGUCUCCGUUGUAUCAGAAAUACUUCCUAUGAAAGGUUUAAGCUAGAUAACCCCAAGGGAUGCUUGGUGGCCAUAUCUUAUUUCCCCAUGCACUUCACAGCUUUGUUUCAUCCCAGUGAGCGCGCUGAGGUAGUUGCUGAGCUACACAUGGCAUGGUGUAGCCGUUGGUCAGAGUCAGAAGGUGUGAGGGUGCCAAAAGGAAUCGGCAAACUGAAAGAGCUGCCAAUACUAGAGGUUGUGGACAUCAGCCGAACUAGUUGCAAAGCAAUUAAAGAGCUAGGAGAGCUUGUGCAGCUGAGAAAACUGAGCGUGGUAACAGAAGGGGCCAGCAAGCAAAAAUGCAAGGUACUCCGUGAUGCCAUUCAGAAGCUCACUUGCCUCCGCUCCCUUUCAGUGGGUGGUUCACUCGAGUGGCUGCAUGUUGUUUCAUCUCCUCCUCCCCUGUUGACGAGCCUGAAGUUGGAUGGACGCCUUGGAGAGAUUCCUGGCUGGGUUGGCAAUCUGACGCAUUUGGUGAAGCUUUACUUAUACGGAAGUGUAAUAGAGGAAGAAGGUAAAAUCAUGGAAAUACUAGGGCCACUUCCCAACCUCAUGCAGCUUCAUCUUGGAGAUGGCUCUUAUAUUGGGGAGAAGUUGGCGUUCAAAACGGGAGCAUUCCCAAAUCUCAAGAAGCUUGGUACUUUUAAUCUGUGGGGACUGAGAGAGUUGAAAUUUGAGGAUGGCACCUCACCCCAGCUGGCAAUGGUAGAUAUCAGUUGGUGCGAAUUGGCAUCAGGAAUUAUUGGAGUCAACCAGCUUCCAAAGCUCAAGGAGAUCUCACUUGGUUACCAUGGUCGAGUGGCGAAGCUUGCUAUGCUGCAAAGUGAAGUGGACGCGCACCCCAACAGUCCCGUGCUGCGACUGUUCAAGGAACGGAGCCACCACGACCUGGGGGACGUCGUCGUCCAAGCAGAAGAAGCAACGGAGGAAUCAUCAUCUCUCCAUCCCGAGCCUGCAGCAGUGGGAGAGAGCUCAGAAUCGGUGGUGACCACAAACGUCAGCCAAGAGGAUCUGCUUUACACUUACAAUUCGUGCUGA
Messenger RNA from Triticum turgidum subsp. durum (durum wheat), 1959 nucleotides. The record is from the annotation of a GenBank genome assembly. Lineage: Eukaryota; Viridiplantae; Streptophyta; Magnoliopsida; Poales; Poaceae.